UUGGUCAAGCUACAUUAAGAUUAUUGUUAUAUUUAAAAAAAUUUAUAUCAUUAUUAAUAGUAUUGUAUUAAAUUAAGUACCAUAUUUAUUACAACUAUGUAUAGUGAACAUUUUGAUAAAGUUAUAUGUUUUAUAAAUACUUAUCAGGAAUUGAUAAAUUGUCAUGUGGUUGAUUUUAUUACAAAAAAUUUAUGGGAGACGUGUUUGCCAGAUCCAUUGAAGUUAGAGUUAGAACAAGAUGAAAUAAAUUGUACUUAUUGGACAGAAAAUGAUAGUUAUCCCAUAUUAAAUAACUUUAUAAAAUUGACAAAAUCUCUUUCUCUGCAAUCAUGUUCUGUAGAAGUAUACUCAAAGGAAUUUGCAUAUAUGUUGUCAGAUAUUAGUAACUGGAAAAAAUUGAAAUGUAAGAGUGCAGAUUUCAUGAAUGCUAAGAAAUUACAUGAAGUUGAAUCCCUUGGAAAUAUUAUUGGAAUAAUUGCGGCAUCAGAUAAUAAUUUAGUAAUAGAUGCUGGUGCUGGUAAAGCAUAUUUGUCAACAUUUUUGGCAGAGAAUCAUAAAAUUCCAGUUCUUGCAAUAGAUUCUUCACAGUUGUGUAGCAAUGGCGCAAUUUGUAAACAAAAGCAAUUAAAGAAGAAAAUGACAUGCUGUGAAAAUUUGGUACAAUAUAUAGUAGAAGAAAUAAAUGAAGACACUAACUAUAUUGACAUGAUCAAAGAACGUUUUUAUAAUUGGAAUAUAGAUAGAAAUCUAAUAUUAACUGGUUUACACACUUGUGGUUCUUUAACUCAUUCGGUUAUUAAAACAUUUUUAGUUACUGAAGAUAUUAGAGUUUUGUGCAUUGUGCCUUGUUGUUAUCAUUUGACCAAUGAAACAUUUAACAAGAAUAUCUGUUUUUCCAAAAAUGCUAGAAUGUUAGCCCAACAAUGUGUUGAAAGAAGCACAAAAAAUAAAUCUAUUUCAUCAUCGUUAUUCUAUAGAGCAAUUUUACAAGUGAUUCUUCAUUCUAUGGGUAUCUAUAAUGCUAAAGUAGGUCGUGCAAAGUCUUUCAAUGAUUUCACAAGUUAUGCACGAUGGGCAUUCUCGCGAAUUGGAAUAAAACGGGAAAAAAUACCAUCGGAAGAGAAGUUGAUUAGCAUAUAUCAGUCUCAUAUGCAUUUAAUGAAAAAAUUUCAUAUAUUUCAAAUGUUAAGAAUACAUACGGGCCUUGUAAUAGAAGCAGCUAUUAUGCUUGACAGAAUGUUAUUUUUAGAAAAUAGCAAAGUUUGUUCUAAACUUGCAAUAUUGCGUCUAUUCGACCCUCUGUUAUCACCGAGACAUUAUGGUAUUAUCGCGAUCAGAUAGUAACAAAGAAGGAAAUUAAGGAUAGAGAAACUGAUUUAAUACGAAAUCAAAGUCUUUUACAGCAUUCCAGUUAUGUAUCAUCGAUUUCGGUAUGCUGGAGAUAGUCCAUAACAGAUGAAAAUCCUUCUUCUUGCAC
Megachile rotundata (alfalfa leafcutting bee) is the source of this 1477-nucleotide messenger RNA. Its product is annotated as putative methyltransferase-like protein 25. Lineage: Eukaryota; Metazoa; Arthropoda; Insecta; Hymenoptera; Megachilidae. The record is from RefSeq and is a predicted model, not a curated record.